CAUAAUAUCGCGCCGUUCGAGGAGGAGGCGAUCUGGAACCCCCGGAUAGUCGUUUAUCACAACGUAAUCUACGACGAGGAAAUCGAGACGAUUAAGCGUAUGGCUCAACCUAGGUUAAGCCGCGCCACGGUGCAAAAUUACAAGACCGGCGCCUUGGAGAUAGCGAAUUAUCGGAUCAGUAAGAGCUCUUGGCUCCGGGAACAUGAGCACGUGGCGGCGGUGAGCAAGCGCGUAGAGCAUGUGGUCGAGACCACCGCCGAGGAGCUCCAGGUCGUCAACUACGGCAUUGGCGGCCACUACGAGCCGCACUUUGGCUUCGCCAGGGUAAAAAAAAGAAACGAAUACAUUCAAGAGGCCUCGGGCAACAGAAUCGCCACGGUGCUGUAUUAUGUAAGUGCUGUCCUCCGCGCGACUUCGUGUGUUUUUACCGCUAUCAACAUCUCGCUCUGGCCGCGGAAGGGCAGUGCAGCGUUCUGGUACAAACCCAACGGUGAGACCAGACACGCCGCUUGCCCGGUACUUACGAAGUGGGUCGCGAACAAGUGGCUACAUGAGAGGGGCCAAGAAUUCCCAUAGACCCUGCACAUUGGAAAACCAGGCGACGGACGAAGUGGUCAAGCAUUGAACAGUGACUCCCGAUCUUGACGGAAGAUCAAUCCGAAGAAACGCGUUUAACUAAGACACUCGGGACUCUCAGCUCUGACGAAUCAGAAGAAGACGCUUCAUCCAAGCGGCGACACGGGAUUGUCGUUUGAGAGCGUCCGUCUCUGUCUGCGUGUA
Molecule: messenger RNA, 780 nt
Organism: Dinoponera quadriceps
Lineage: Eukaryota; Metazoa; Arthropoda; Insecta; Hymenoptera; Formicidae
Product: prolyl 4-hydroxylase subunit alpha-2-like
Biological process (GO): peptidyl-proline hydroxylation to 4-hydroxy-L-proline
Cellular component (GO): endoplasmic reticulum
Molecular function (GO): L-ascorbic acid binding; procollagen-proline 4-dioxygenase activity; iron ion binding
Source: RefSeq, a predicted model, not a curated record